AUGUCGCGCUCUCCAUCUCCGCCAGCGAAAGCCUCAAUUGAUCGUCAGACCACGACUCCGUUCCUCCUCAAUUUCUGCUAUAAAUCGUCUGGCUUUCAUAAUCUGACCGACUUCCCACUACCGACGCCCUCGAACCCGCGCCCUGCCCUACCUCCACAUCUACAGAUAUAUACCUGGAUGAGCUGUACUUUACGAGAAUUGGCGCAGCUGUUGACACAAACGCUGCCUCAUAUCUUACCCGACCCGAGCAUUGGAACUCGGUUGAGCUUUAGACUAGUCUACCCCGAUGUUCAUGCGAGCCGAGGAGGUGGAGGCAGGCUGGAGAGCGACGGAAGGGGUCGAUAUCUGAGUAAGGAGAUAGGGAGCAUCGUCAUAUCGGCAUCCAAGGACUCGAAUGGCGACGGAGCGCCCAAUAUGGAUGGCGAUGAACUCGACAAGACGCUCGAAGACGCCCGUUUUGUGAUUGGGGACUUUAUCGACUGUGCAGUCUUUCCUCCACUCAGCGACGGCUCGGUCGUGAGCCGUAACAGUGUCAGCAGCAGAGGGGGCACGAGAGAAAAUGGUUAUGGUCGUGUACGAGGAGGUGGAUAUGGGAUAGGAAGCAGAGCCAACUACAACGGCCAUGGGCCUAGAAGCGACUUUGGUGGCCCUGGAACCAUGCCUAGUGGCGAGUGGAGACGAGGCGAGCGACUCCCAGACUCUGGUGGUUUCCGCGGAGGGAGAGGGGGCAGAAGAGGAUACUGA
Molecule: messenger RNA, 744 nt
Organism: Exophiala oligosperma
Lineage: Eukaryota; Fungi; Ascomycota; Eurotiomycetes; Chaetothyriales; Herpotrichiellaceae
Exons: 1
Coding region: 1-744 (247 amino acids)
Biological process (GO): negative regulation of DNA-templated transcription
Cellular component (GO): nucleus
Molecular function (GO): transcription factor binding; transcription corepressor activity
Source: RefSeq, a predicted model, not a curated record